Molecule: messenger RNA, 5813 nt
Organism: Hyla sarda
Lineage: Eukaryota; Metazoa; Chordata; Amphibia; Anura; Hylidae
Gene: MAP3K1
Product: mitogen-activated protein kinase kinase kinase 1
Exons: 20
Coding region: 176-4627 (1483 amino acids)
Biological process (GO): protein phosphorylation
Molecular function (GO): zinc ion binding; ATP binding; protein kinase activity
Source: RefSeq, a predicted model, not a curated record
CCCCUGAUAUACAGGUGAACGGGUUAUCCGCUCCUGACACACUGGGGUUUUUUACUCGGGUGAUAAAGUGACGGCCCGGUAUUCACGUACCGGCUAGGUAUAUACCUUAGCCGUGAUACAAUUACGCCAUUUGCGUACCUGGCCGAUCUCAGGUUACGUAGAUUCCGUAAAGCACAUGCCCCCGCCCCCUUCCUCUUUUGGAUUCUCGGCCACGCCCCCUCCGCCUGGGCUGGUCCGUACACACGAAUGUAAACCUGGCCCCAGGAAGAUGGCGGCUGCGGCGGGGAGUCGGAGCUCGUCGUCCGGUUUCAGCGCAGCCCCGGGCGGCGUUGCAGCUCCCGGCAGUCCGGAGACGGGGCGGCAGCAGCUGCAACAAGUCGGUGAAGUGGAAACCGGGGCCGGGGAGUCCGGCAGGGCGUCGGCAACGGCGGACUGGAGGCGGAAACAGCUGCGCAAAGUGCGGAGUGUGGACCUGGAUAAGAGAGUAGGAGAGACGGAGCCCGGAGCAGGGGGCAGCGGGGAGACGGAGCCCGGCACCGGGAGCAACGAGGCCGAGGAGCUCGGGAGUAUCAGCGCCGGCCGUGACAUGGAGAAUAAAGAAACACUCAGGGGGCUACAGAAGAUGGACGACCGCCCGGAGGAGCGCAUGAUCAGGGAAAAACUCAAAGCCACCUGUAUGCCGGCCUGGAAGCAUGAGUGGCUGGAGAGGAGGAGCAGACGGGGCCCUGUGGUUGUGAAACCAAUCCCAGUAAAAGCUGAUGGUUCCGAAGCUUCCAAAUCGGACUCCUCUGUGGAGGGGACGGUGAACGGGUCUGGGCACACGGUAAAGGGCCGACGCAGUCCAUCUCCGAGCAGCUCUUCCGGCUCUACAAAGUCAAAGCCGGAGUCUCCAGGAGUGCGCAGGAGAGGCGUGUCUCCAGUCCCUUUUCAGAGCGGUCGUGUCACCCCGCCCCGGAGGGCUCCUUCUCCUGACGGGUUCUCGCCCUACAGCCCCGAGGAAACCAGCCGACGGGUCAACAAAGUCAUGAGGGCGAGGCUGUACCUACUGCAGCAGAUAGGACCCAACUCUUUUCUGAUUGGAGGCGACAGCCCGGAUAAUAAAUACAGAGUGUUUAUUGGGCCUCAGACCUGCAGCUGCGGCAGAGGAACGUUCUGCAUCCAUCUCCUCUUCGUCAUGUUACGGGUGUUUCAGCUGGAGCCUUCAGAUACGAUGCUGUGGAGGAAAACCUUGAAGAAUUUUGAAGUUGAAAGUUUGUUCCAGAAAUAUCACAGUAGACGUAGCUCAAGGAUCAAAGCUCCAUCUCGUAGCACCAUCCAGAAGUUUGUGUCACGCAUGUCAAAUUCUCAUACAUUAUCCUCAUCCACCACCUCCACAUCUAGCUCAGAUACCAGCAGCAUCAAAGAUGAAGAUGAACAGAUGUGCCCGAUCUGCCUGCUGGGCAUGCUGGACGAGGAGAGCCUGACUGUAUGUGAAGAAGGCUGCAGAAACAAGCUCCACCACCACUGCAUGUCCAUCUGGGCAGAGGAAUGCCGGCGAAACAGAGAGCCUCUCAUCUGCCCUUUGUGCCGCUCAAAAUGGAGAUCUCAGGACUUCCACAGUCAUGACCUGCCGGGCCCUGUGGACUCUCCCCCUAUCCAUCGUGCUGCCCAGCAGCCGCCCCUCCAGCAGUCGCCCACAGCUGGAUCCCAAAGAAGGUCCCAGGACUCCAACCUAAACCUCACUCAUUACGGGGUGCAGCAGAUUCCUUCCUCGUACAAAAGCACAGCUGAGCCCUGGAUUCAGGUUUUUGGAAUGGAGCUGGUCGGCUGUUUGUUCUCCCGAAACUGGAAUAUUCGAGAAAUGGCGCUGCGGCGCCUCUCGCACGAUGUCAGUGGGGCCCUGCUGUUGGCUAAUGGUGAAAGCACUGGAACGUCCAGUAGUGGCGGCGGCACACCUGGCAGCGCCGCGCCCCACUCUGCCGGUGGCUCAUCUCAGUCCAGUAUCUCAGGGGAUGUUGUGGUGGAGGCGUGCUGUAGCGUGCUGUCCAUGGUGUGCGGAGACCCCGUCUACAAAGUCUAUGUCGCUGCUUUAAAAACCUUAAGAGCCAUGUUGGUGUACACUCCCUGCCACACGACCACCGAACGGAAGAAGCUGCAACGACUUCUCGGUCCCGUCGUGGAAACCAUCCUGGUGAAGUGCGCGGAUGCCAACAGCCGCACAAGUCAGUUGUCAGUGUCAACACUACUGGAACUAUGCAAAGGACAAGCCGGGGAGCUGGCGGUGGGGAGAGAAAUCCUCAAAUCCGGUUCCAUUGGCAUUGGGGGUGUGGAAUAUGUCCUGAACUGUAUCCUGGCCACCAAGCCGGAGUCUAACAACUGGCAAGCGCUGCUCGGCCGUCUGUGUCUCAUCGACCGACUGCUGCUGGAAUUUCCUGCUGAAUUUUAUCCCCACAUCAUCAGUGGAGACGUCGUACAGGCCGACGCAGCAGUCGAGAGGUAUAGGAACCUGCUGUCCUUGCUGAACUUUGCAUUGCAGUCCAUUGACAAUUCGCACUCAAUGGUUGGAAAGCUGUCCCGCAGAGUGUUCCUGUGCGCGGCGAGGAUGGUGUCGCGGGUCCCCCACGUGUACGUCAAGCUGCUGGACAUGUUAAGUGCCACGAGCUCCACACAUUACAGCCGCAUGCGGAGACGGUUAAUGGCCAUCGCCGAAGAGAUGGACAUUAUGGAAGUCAUUCAGCAGGGGCUGGAAGAUUCCCAAACUUUCGAACACCGCAGGGAAGCUUUUGUGCAGCCCUCUGCCCCUGCAAACUCCCCUGUAACCUCACAGAGCAGUUCCCCCGAUCAUACUAUGCAGCUAUCAGGGAAGGUUGGGAAGGACCUCAGUGUCUCCAGAGCGGCUUCCAGCCCUGUGGACUUAAAUGAGACGCUAGAAGCCAUGUCCCUGGGACUCCCGCUGUCCACUGCCCCAACCGAGCAACCAAAGCCUGCCAUCCAGACAAAAUGCAGACCCCUAAGUCAAUGCUUGAACUCUCCCUCCUCCUCUCAGCCCCAUUCCUUGUUUCAGACGUUGCCUUCCCCUUCCUCCUCCACCCCAUCUGGGACAGCUGGCCCUGUCUCUGAUGUCGCCAAGCCCAAACCUCAGGGAUUUGCUCCCUGUAAACUCUCCUCUGCUUCCCCUCAGACUCAGAGGAAGUUUUCUCUUCAGAUUCAGAAACACCAUUCAGGGAGUAAAGAACCUGAAAAACUCUCGCCGGUUUUCACCCAAGCUAGACCACUGCCAUCUCCUCAGAUACACAGGCCAAAACCAUCCCGGCCCACGCCAGGCGAGAUGGGCAAACCUGGACAAUCUCCGAAGGGCAAUAUGGCUCUAGAGCUUAAUGUUUCCCACGGUGACAAUAGUGGGAGUAGUAGUACCAAUGCUGUGAUUCCUAGUGACGACACUGUGUUCACGCCUGUGGAGGAGAAGAGUCGCUUGGAUGCCAACACGGAGCUUAAUUCCAGCAUGGAAGAUUUACUGGAAGCAUCCAUGCCGGCCAGCGACAGCACUGUCACCUUCAAAUCGGAGGUGGCCGUGCUGUCUCCAGAGCGGGCAGAGAUUGACAACACCUACAAGGAGGACGUCAGUCAUAAUGAGAAGUGCAAAGAGAAGAUGGAAGCUGAGGAAGAGGAGGCGCUGGCUAUCGUUCUGGCCAUGUCAGCUUCUCAGGAUGCUCUGCCGGUCAUACCCCAGCUACAAGUGGAGAACGGCGAGGACAUCAUCAUCAUCCAGCAGGAUACUCAAGAGACCCUGCCUGGUCAUACCAAAGCAAAGAAUCACUAUCGGGAGGAAGUGGAGUGGCUGAAAGGCCAGCAGAUCGGACUGGGAGCCUUUUCCUCCUGCUACCAAGCUCAGGAUGUUGGAACUGGCACCUUAAUGGCUGUAAAGCAGGUGACCUAUGUCAGGAAUACAUCCACCGAGCAAGAGGAGGUGGUGGAGGCUCUGCGGGAGGAGAUCCGUAUGAUGGGUCACCUCUGUCAUCCCAAUAUUAUAAGGAUGAUGGGGGCCACCUGCGAAAAGAACAACUACAACCUCUUUGUGGAGUGGAUGGCAGGCGGUUCCGUCGCUCACCUGCUGAGUAAAUAUGGAGCCUUUAAGGAAUCCGUCAUAAUCAACUACACGGAGCAACUACUGCGGGGACUGGCAUAUCUGCACGAGAACCAGAUCAUCCACAGAGACAUUAAAGGUGCCAAUCUACUGAUUGACAGCACUGGACAUCGGCUGCGAAUAGCCGAUUUUGGAGCAGCUGCAAGACUGGCCUCGAAGGGCACGGGUGCCGGUGAAUUUCAGGGCCAGCUACUGGGGACAAUUGCAUUUAUGGCACCGGAGGUGCUGAGGGGGCAGCAGUAUGGGAGGAGCUGUGACGUCUGGAGCGUUGGCUGUAGCAUAAUAGAGAUGUCCUGCGCCAAACCUCCGUGGAACGCAGAGAAGCACUCCAACCACCUCGCUCUGAUCUUUAAGAUUGCGAGUGCAACAACCGCCCCCACCAUCCCAGCUCAUCUCUCGCCCGGUUUGCGGGACGUUACCCUUCGGUGUCUGGAACUUCAGCCUCAAGACCGGCCUCCAUCUAGAGAGCUACUGAAACACCCGGUCUUCAGAACAAAGUGGUAGAAAAGACAGAGAAGAGAUCAAUGUCUUACACCUGCUACUGAGGAGGAGGAGGAGGGGCUCCUAAUAUCCGCGCCUGCCCCUGCCGAAAGCAAUAACCGCGUGUUAUGUAGCCACUCUGCACCUCGCAAGUCCAGGAGCGUACGCCCAUUGUUGGCCUAUUAGGAGGUUCAGUUCCAAAAUUGGGAUUUCCCCCGUUUUUUCCCUUUCUCUAUUUAAUAUGAGAAAUUCCGCCUCUCGGUGUCGGCCCUGCAAAAAAAUUUGCCGCAACGUCACCGAUUACAUGGCCAUAGAGAGGAUUGCAAUGUGUACAUAUUGUCUACACUGUACAACCCCCCCCCCCCCCCCCGACCACCCGCUCACUUCCUUCUCAUGUUUCAUAUACUUUUUAUAUAAUAAGGUAAUGUCAUUUCAUUUGAUCAUGUUGGGGAGGAUGGGGGUGUUUUUAUUUAAAUUUUUUAUGUUUUUUUUUUAAUUUCAUAAUUUUUUUUUUUCUCUCCGUUGUCCGUUUUCCUCCUUUUCAGAAGAGUAACCUGGAAACCUGGAAGUUGAAAAUCUCUAUUUUUGUGCUCUACUUUGUGGUCUUAUAAACCAAUAUCUUGAGUAUUUACUUGCUUCUCCCUGCCCCCUUUAUCCAAUGCUUUACCCUGCAGCUCCUCUUCAGGUUGGCUCCGCCCUAUGUCAAGAAGCCAAACCCACCGACAGAAAACCUUAUUGGUAAACAGUGGUGGCCUCUAGUGGAGAAAUGUAGUAUUACAUGGCGAUUAUUCAACCUUUCUCUCUGAUCUCCGUAUAUUCUGAUAGGGGUACUCCGGUUAUGUAAAACUUUUCCCCAUGCUGUGGAUAGGGGCUAAGUUUAGCAUAACUGGAGUAACCCUUUCUUGUAAGUGUUUGAUCAACCUGCCUAUGUUCCCCCUCCCCCCCUCAAAUCUUCAGAAUAGGACAUCUUGGCCCUCAAAUUUCGAGACAGACUGGUCUUGGGAGUGACUGCACAGGAUUGCAGGGGAGUCCCAGCUGUAGGACCCACUGCGAUCCGACACUUAAAUCCUGUGGAUAGGGGACGUUUUACAUAACCGGUUUACCCCUUUUGGUAUUAAAAGGGUACUCCGGUGGAAAUUAUUAUUAUUUUUUUUUUAAAAUCAACUGGUGGCAAUUACUUCUAUUAAAAAAAAAUCUUAACCAUUUCAGU